AGGAUGUCUGCUAUCGGACUUUUGCUGUUGGGCGUGGUUGUGGCGGUGGGCGGGGCCAACGUGUUCCCCGAGCCACGCUUGGAGACGUUGCCCUGUGGAACGACCACCAUGAACCCCGGCGAGCGAGUGGCCAUCCAGUCGCCCAACUUCCCCCAAAACUACGAUACGGACUACAGGUGCCAGUACGAGAUCACGUGCAACCCUAUGGAGUCUACCUACUUGGAGUUUAUCUGUCCUACCUUCGAACUGGAAUCGUCCACCGACUGCCUCAAUGACCGCCUGGUGGUGACUUACCAUGGUUCUCGCGAAGAGAAAUGCGGCAGCGACAGUCCCGACGGAACCAUUACCUCCGACGGAUGGACGCGCCUCACCUUCGCCAGCAACGCCGCCACCACCGCCCCUGGCUUCCGCUGCUACAUUUGGUGUCGCGAACAGACCACUACGACCUCCACCACCACUUCAACGACAACCACAUCUACCACUACUACACCUACCACCACUACCACCCCUACUACCACUACAACUACAACACCUACCACCACCACUACACCUACAACUACCACCACACCUACCACCACCACCACACCCACCACAACCACACCCACCACAACACCCAUCACAACCACUCCAGUCUGCUAGAUUAAGAAGCAUGUACUAACUACUCACACGCCUCAGCAGCCUAUCAACAUCGCCUUGACAUUAAACAGGAAAAGCGUAAUACAAAUGUCCUUAAGUUGAAAUUGAAAACAUGUUGACAUUCCCAAACCAUUAUGAGGCGAACACGGUUACUACAAUGGCGGUUGGAAUGGUUCUUUUAGUAGAGUGGUAAUGAUGGAGUUGAAGCCCCUACACAAUAA
Molecule: messenger RNA, 857 nt
Organism: Penaeus monodon (black tiger shrimp)
Lineage: Eukaryota; Metazoa; Arthropoda; Malacostraca; Decapoda; Penaeidae
Product: integumentary mucin C.1-like
Exons: 3
Coding region: 4-639 (211 amino acids)
Source: RefSeq, a predicted model, not a curated record